This is a messenger RNA of Kickxella alabastrina, 3843 nucleotides long. RefSeq lists its product as uncharacterized. The transcript is spliced from 6 exons. Bases 1 to 3843 code for a protein of 1280 amino acids. Lineage: Eukaryota; Fungi; Kickxellomycota; Kickxellomycetes; Kickxellales; Kickxellaceae. The record is from RefSeq and is a predicted model, not a curated record.
AUGGGACUUGAAGGCCAGGUCAAUCGGCCUGCCAUCCACAUUACCACGCAGCUUUCGGCAAUCGGCGCUUCCACGGCGACGCCCAGCAGCAGCAACAGCAGCAACAGAGCAACUAGGCAUUACUCUUCGCCGCUGGCGGCGGCAGCAACAGCAACGCGCGUUAUCAAUGCCUGCUGUCAUGAACGAAUACGUAGAUUUGCCAGCAGUACGUCGACAGCAGCCUCCAGCACAACAACAGCCGCGAUGAACACGGACGCUGACAGCAUGCUGCAGGCGCUGCUGAGCAGCCUGCCCGAGCCGCCAGUGACCAGGCCGGAGGCGCCGCGCAGUGUUUUUACGCACUUGGCCGGCGGCCAGCUUCCGCCGCCCCUUUCUCCUCCGAGCUCACCCAAAUUGCAUUCCUCUGAAUUCGACUAUUCAAUUUUACCCGAGAGCCCCCCUACCGCGCUUGCACACAAUAUUGAGGGCAUUGCUGAAUCUGCCGCAGAUACAUCACCCCACUACUGCGUCUCCGGAACGCUUUCCAGAGCGGUAAAUCCACCGAGCAAGGAAGAUCCAGGUUAUAGGCAUCAACCACAACAGCGGUUACCCUCAGCAGUAGAGCUGGGCACCGCAGUAGCGAAUAUACCAGCAGCAGCACUGCCGCUGGGUUACUCGGAGUCCGCCAUGGGCUGCACACCACCGCACCAGCCGAGCGACAUGACCAAGUCGUCCUCGUUUGCGGCCAGCAGGGCCUAUGCGUGGAGCUUUGGCUACAGCGACAGUGGCGACAACCUGGCCACAAUGCGGCCGCCAUCGGUGCUCUUCGACAAGAGCCUCGGCGACAUGAGUGACUUGAGCCAGUUCACCGCGACUUUGGAGACGCCUGCGUCAUCACGCCGAAACACCGACGAGGUGUCGCUGAGCCAAGAGCACCGCGAGCAGCUGCAGCGCAUCCCAUCCUUGCACGCCGUAGAAUCGAUGGCGAAUGCCAUGGACACAUCGGCUGUCGCACAUGCUGGUGAUGUGUCACCUCAGCUGUCGAUGCUCGACGCUGAGAUGCCGCCUGUGUCGCCGUUUUUCUCUCGAAUUUCGGCAAACGACAUUGUGGUGGCACGGGAUACUGUACAGCGGGCACGCUUGACGCGUCGCAACACCUUUGGCCUGUACACGACUGUCGAGGAACCCCAGGUGCAGAGCCGCUCGAAGCAGCGCGAUACAUGGUGCGCGCCCGACAGGGAGUCCAUAUACGCGCGCAUGUCACUGUUGGGCCCAAUGGUCCGGUGGGCAGCCUUGGCCUCCAAUGCCUCACCGUCCCUGGACGCGGAGGGCCCCGAAGAGUGGCUGGGCAACCAGGGGCCACCCAUCUCCCCACACUUCACCGGACCCAGCUCUUUGGCCAGAAACCAAGCCAUUAUCAAAGCCCCCGCACGCCCAAUCCAGCCUGCGCGCGAACGGACCUUCAAAGUCGAUGUGUUCUCGCCGUUCUCGUCACCGCUCAACAGCAAGGCGCUGCCGCGGGUCACCAUCAGCGAGCUCGUCAGGGGUGAAUUUGGCCACACCCUGGUCGAGGUCGAAGAUUUUGGCAGCGACUCCGACGUGCGCAGGGCACUGAGAGGCUACCCAUGGGUAUUGUCUCUGUGCAACCGACAGCGCCAGCGCCAGCAGCAGCACAACGAGCAAAGACUUGCGGCAUCGCGCUUGCGCCUGCCUUCUUGCCGUCAGCACUCGCCGGCAUUUGGUGGGUUUUGUUUAACCAGACCCACGAUGUCCUUUAUGGUCAGCAACGCGAGCACUGUCAAGUCUGUUUCCGAUAGCAACGUGCGCGCCAUCGACAUUGAAGCCAUGGUCGAGGCAUAUUUGCCCAGCAUCCACGCACUGCUUCAACCGACAGAGAUCAUUGACGAGGAUCUCGAGUCCGACAGCAACCACGAGCGCACGCCCUCCGAGAGCAGCUCGUUCACAAUGACAGGUAAGUCGGCAUACGCCGAGUCCUACCAGUCCGCAUCGUCCGACGACACGCUGAGACGCAGCGCGCCUACAACUGCCCCCACUGUCAGCUCAAAUCCCAGUACCCGUCUGAAGCCGUCGUCGCUGCGCAAGCCCUCUCGCCGCAGCGAUCUCGGACUGGGCGCCAAGCCCGAGCCGUCGGCGGCAUCGCGGCAGCUGCGGGCGCCCUCGUCAGUCAUGAAUCUCCGAGGCGCCUUUGUCGACCUCGACGGACAGCAGGCUGCCCGAAUGGCCGACAGACGCAGCUCGAACCACUCCCUAUCGCAGCUCGGGUCCUCACGGUCCCUGCUGCCCUUGCCCUCUUGCCGCCGCAGAAGCGAGGUCGAGUCUCUUAUCACGCAGGCCAAUGCCGUGCUCAACAGCGGGAUGCGCCGCAGCUCAACGUACCACCUGCCGGUGUCCACAUCCGCGAGGCACACGCUGCCCCCACGCGCGUCGUUUCCUGUAUCGUUUGGCAGCUCCAAGGAGGCCCGCGCGCUGCGGUCGAGCAUUGCGUCGCCGCGGUCAAUGGUCAUGGGUUUGAACGGCUCGCGCUACUCACUGGCGUCCGAGUCCGGAUACGACUCGUCGCAGAUUUCACGGAUUCCGUCGCCUGUCUCGGGCCUGCGCGCGCCGGUUUCGCUGGCAGCUACGCUGAGCAGACACCAGCAGCACCGCCUGGACGCUGCGCGUAAUGAUGUCGGCGCGACCGGCUUCAACGAUGCGUUUUCGCAGCAGUCGCGCAGCCUCAAUGCCGAGGUGUACGCAGCGCACAGGAGCAGCACUGGCAAUGGAGGAGGAGGAGCCCAGAUAUUAUCCCAGGCGUGCGGAACUCGCGCUUUAAACGCGAGCAUCGGCGCACUGAGCGGCACCAAUGUGUCGCGGCUGUCGUCGUCCAACGGCAGCUCUCUUCCAUUGACCUACAGGCGCGCGUCGCAGGAUCAUCCCACGGCAAGCACGCCAGCGGCCAGGACGGCCAACACAACUUCGGUCGGCGCCAAUGGGCAGGGGGUCCGGCGGCUGCCUUCGGCCAGCCAGCUGCGCCUUGCUGGAUCAACGAGCACCCGGCGCAUCAAUUUAAACAGCAGCGGCUAUGGAAGCACUUCAAAUGACCGCGUAGGACCUACAAACGGCCCGAAUGCUAAUGGCGAACGCAAUAGCGACGAACUGAAGACAAGGAGAUCCACCACAGUUAGCUCUGCUUCAGCCUCUGCAUCUGGCCUGCAGCGGCCGAGCAUCCAGAACCUGUUCAAGCAGGAUGAUGAGUUCCUCACGCUGCGGCCGGUGCACACGCCAGACAUUCGCGCAAUGACGCCCAUGCUCAAGACAAACGUCGGCAUUUUGCACAGUAGCAUAGCCGACAUGCUCCGCACCAACGCCUCACCACACGCCAAGGUCAACACCAUCACCUUUGCCUACACGUUAAGCGAUGACGACGACGAUGAAGUCGAGGACUUUGGCGAGUUUUGCGCGCGCAACGUGCCCCAGAGCCCCGAUGCUGCUGCUAGCGCGCUGGCAACUGUCCCUGAGGUGUCUCCGAAUACCGAAGGGGCACUGCAGUCGCACUUGUCACCGCUGAGCAGCCCGGCAGGCUUGCCUGUUGUUGACUUUUCCGAGUCUACCACGCCCAAGGCUUCCACCAACACGGCCACCAGGAGCAGCUUCAGCGGACGCUUCGGCAGACCGAGCUUCUUGAGUCGCAACAGGACCAAGUCCUUGGCCAAACCCGAAACCACAUCGUCGGCUCCCGCGCCCGUCAAGCCCGCCAAGGCCGCUCCACCGGCGGCCAACGCCUCGCCUGCUGUUGCCUCGAACAUCCCGACCCUGCGCAAGGCUCGCUCUCUGUGGACUCUGCGCAGCUCAAUUGCAAAGUGA